Rotaria sp. Silwood2 is the source of this 456-nucleotide messenger RNA. NCBI's taxonomy places the organism in Eukaryota, Metazoa, Rotifera, Eurotatoria, Philodinida, Philodinidae. The record is from the annotation of a GenBank genome assembly.
AUGAUCUCUGAUACGAAAUCACAAUUACCAAGGACUGUUAAAGUAUCAGAAUUAGAUUAUACUAUCACAAAGAUUGUCCCAUUGUCUGAAGGACAACACACUUGUGGCGCUUCGUUUGAAAACAUGAUCAAAGUUAUUUCUUCGAUUCUGGUCCCACUUAUGAUCGGUAUACUUACAGUCGUUGUAGCCGUUGUCCAGAUCUAUAUUGCUUCUCAGCAACGCCAACAGGACUUAGAGAUUGCUACAGAACGACGUGAACAGGAUCUCAAACUAGAAAAUCAAAGACGCGCACAAGAUUUUGAUGUUGCUAAUCGAACGCGUCAACAACAGUUCGAAAUUGAAGAAGCGCGUCGAGAUGAAGAUCGUCGUAUAGCCGAAGAAAACCGUCAGAAAGAUUAUAAUAUUGCUGGACAAACACGUCUGCAACAAGAGAAAAUAGCUGAUGAUCGACGAUAG